UGUCUUUUCACUUCCCGCUCGUACUUCACCGGUUCCCGCGAUUUAUUUGUUGAUAUUGUUGUCUGUUGACAUAUUCUCUCGAUCGGCCGAACGUAACGCGUUGACCGACCACCAUCUACCGAAUGCAUAACUCUCGCGUUUUCCUCUCUCAUUAGUCUCAUUUUGUUAUCGGCUCCCAGAACGGAUCCUCCUAGUGCGUUAUCGUGACAACGUCUCCGUCCGCCGUCCCACCGAAAACCGCAUCCAUGUAAUCUGACUGGUGACGAGUUUCCCGGGCAACUGUGGCGUUCGAAGACACGUCUUGAAUAAAACGAUCUUUGGACGUGUCCGUCCUGCUCAAUCGCACGUGAGUCGCGCGUUUCCUGCUGCGAUAACACCGUCGGCAUAUACUGCUGUGUUAAAAGCGAGUAUCAAAAAUGGAUAAAUCGGAGAGGAAGAAAUCUGCUGGUUUAAAAGAAACCAAUAAACUUUUAAAACCAGAACAACAUUUUAUUGGAUUUGAUAUUGAUGAUGAACUUUUGAUAAUCAUUGAAAAUAAGAAAAAAUCAUUAAAAAUGGAACUUAGUAAAGAAACAACAGGUGAACCUGUGGAAGUAGAAGAGCCCUCCAUUGUUAAUAAUAACCAUGUUAAUAAAAAGAAACCGUCUAAAUCAAGUAUAUCAUCACCWGAACCUAAUGAUGUCAARAACAAUCGUAGUAACAAGAGGCAUAAGAAAGACAAUUUACGCAGUGAUGCUUUAGAAUCUUCAGAGUUACAAGUUCUCCCUACUUUAGAACUUAGUACUCCAACAUUCAACCUCACCUCAUCUAACGCUAGAGCACGUCGUAGUACAGGUAGAAAAAUAAAUGUUGAUAUCAGUGAUGCUAUUUUCAAACUUCCAUUUGAGCAUGGAUGGAAACGAGAAUUAGUUUACAGAACAUCGGGUGAAUCUACAGUUCUUAAUCGARCAAAUAGAAGUGGUGAUGUAUACUAUUAUUCUCCAAGUAACCGAAAACUUAGAUCAUUACGAGAAAUUCAAGAACAAUUGGACAUCUCGCCUGAUAAGGAUCUAACUAUAGAAAGUUUUACAUUUUUAAAGCAACCAAUUGGCUUGAAUGACCGAUCAAAAGAACUGAUCAGAGAUGCUAAUUCUAAAUUAUCUAAAGAAGAUUCAUUUGUUGGUCUUGCUGUUAGACCUAAAAAAUCUAAAACACCUGUACAACGACCACCAUUUGAUUAUGAAUUGUCAGAAGAUGAAAACAACAAGUCUUCAAGUAAAAUGAAGGUUGUUUUUAAAAAUGCUAAGAGCUCCUCAAGAUCAAGAUCUAAAAAAGGUAAUUCAGAAUCAUUGAACGCCUCUUCAUCUACACCUGAAUACAUAUCUGAAGACUGGCAAGCUAUUAAAUCUAGUGCAUCACCUAAAGUUUCUUCUCCGAAACUUGAGAAUAUUGAUAUAGAUAACACAGUUAAUAAAAGACGGUUGUCAACAUCAGAUGGUGAAGUUAUUAUGCAAACACCUUGUGGGAUACGGUGCCCAAAUAGUGAUGAACCUGCCACUUUGAUGUGUGCUCAAUGUUUGGUCUACUAUCAUCCAGCAUGUGUCAAUUUAAAUGCUAAUUUAAAAAUUGUUGGUUAUGUCUGUAUAAACUGUCGAUCUACUGUGCGACAAAGAAAUAGACGUGUACAGUCCUCUCAUACAGUGAUUAUUGGUGCUUCUGAACCAGAACAACUGCGUGUUGAACCAAUUCGUAUACGACAACUUCAUCAAGGGUCGGAAUCAUCAGACACACCUAAUUUUAUUAUUGAUAGAACACCAAUUUCUAAAACUGAAGAAACACAUAAUGAAAUUGAUGAAAAUAGUGAUGAUAAUGACUCUGAUAUAAUAAAUACAGUUAUUUGUCAAGGAAAUGAAUAUAAAACUACAAUGGUUGAUGGUAAUUUCCAUGAACAAUAUGUUUAUGAAAUGAAACAAACACGAGGACCUAGUUUGAUGACAUGUGUUAUUCAAGAACCUAAAAAUUUGGAUGAGAAUUCUGAAAUGAAUGGUUCAUUAAGAGAAGUUGUAACACCUUUUGCAUCCAUGCAAUCAUUCAAUUACAUGGUUAAAGCAUUAAGACAUGUUUUUAAACAUCUGAAAACACAUGAGCUUUUAUCAGCUUCUAGAGUAUGUACUGCCUGGCAUAUAAUAGCAAUGAAUAAGUUCUUGUGGCAGACUGUUCGCUUAAAAAAUUCUAUGGUUUAUGACUGGGAAAGGUUUGUAGACUCUAUUGAUCAACAAAGAACUGAAACAUUAGAUACUAGGCGUAUGUUGAUACCUGUUAAAGUUGAAGAAUUCGAAAAUUUUUGGUUGCGUUUUUCUAUAGCUAUGAAAAGAGCUCAAAAGUUGAAAUUCAUUGAAUUAUAUAGAUGUCCUACCCAUGUUGUUGAAGAUAUUAUUUACUCAUUACCUCAAAUUGAAAUACUUAAUGCUAGUUCAAUAAAAAAUCCAAAUGUUACAAAAGARGCAAAAAAUGUCAAUGAUUUUAUGCUCCUAAACUUAAAUUAUUUGGGACAAAUGACAAAGCUCACAGAGUUAAGACUAAAAGGAUUAACUGGAAUAAAAUUGACGUCCUUGCCAUCAUUUGAAAAUUUAGUAAAUUUGAAUAAAUUUUCAUUAACCUCUAUUAAAUCAUUUCCAAAAGACAUCUGUCAGAGUUUGGAUACUAUUACUGAUAAUAUUGAGUUUUUGGAAAUUGGUGACUGUGAUUGCUUAUCAAAGGAUUUUGCCGCAUCACUAAAAAGAUUUGUCAAUUUGAAAUCAUUGAGAUUAGAAAAUUGCUGUGGUAGAUGGGAACAAUAUGCACAAGAAGUUUUUACUGUCAUUAGAGGACUUGAAAAGCUCAAGAUUUUGGAAUUGAUAAAUAUAGAAUUCAGUAAUUGUGUUGAAGAUGAAUUAGAAAAAUGUGAUGGUAUUAAAGCUUUACUGAUAAUUCCUGCUUAUGUGAGCCAAUCCGCUACUACUAACUGUCACCUAAUUGACUGUCUCAAGAUACUCUCUAAGACAUUAACACACUUGGUUUGGGGAUUGACUCAUGAGUUACUCCGUGUUACAGACUUGUUUAUAACUCAAUAUCAACAAAACCAGCAUACUAUUGGUUAUAAUUUAGAAUUAUCUCAUACCAAAGAAACAACCAACAAUAUACCUAUAUUGAGGACAAGAAAGCCCAGGCAGCGACCAGGAGAUGAGCCUGCUCCCGAAAAGGAAAAAGAAAAAGACAAGUCAGAUAAUGUUGAUAUACUUUCAGUUCCUGCACUAGAAAAAUUGUUAGAUACAAUGAUGCCUGAUGCUAAGACUAAAGUAAUUAAGGUUCCCUUUUCUGGAACUGUUAGAGUUUAUUUAAGUGAACAGUUUAAUGAUCUUUGAAUUAAAUAUGUAGUAUUCAUAGGUUUCUCUAUAUGAGAAACCUUUUACGUUAUGAUUCUAUUUUUUGUGACCAUGGAAAUUUUUUGUACUUCAAGGUGGAGAUUUUAAUAAUGACUUAAAUUAUUAGUUAUAAUGUAUAUGUAUUAUAUUUUUCUGUAUGUAUAACUAAUCAUAAAUGUUAUCAUACAUUUAGUAGUCUUAUAUUUGUAAUAAUUUUAUUUCAUUUAUAAUUCAUAUUUUUUUUUUUCAUUUUGUAAAUAAUAUAAAUCUUUAAAUGAAAAUGUAAAUCUUGCUAUUCAUUGUAAAUUAAUUUUGAUCCAAACCUAAAUAAAAUUAGGUUCAAGAACUUUUUAAGGAACAGUUAAAUUYUAUGUACUUUUUAUGAAUAUAAUUCACGCAGUUAUCAGUUUUAAGACUGAUAUCAAUUGUCUAUAACUUAAAUAAUAUGAUAUUACUAUUAAAGUUAGUAUAUUUUUGUUUGUUAUAAAAUAAAUAAUUCAAUAUCGAUAACCGAUUAUGUAUCUUUCAUAAAUACAAGAAGAUAACUUUUAAAGUGAUCCAAUAAAUAAAGAAAAACUGUAUAGUUCUUAAUUGGUAUAUAACGGAAAUUGUAUUUCAUGUUCCCACUGAUUAUAAA
Molecule: messenger RNA, 4020 nt
Organism: Diuraphis noxia (Russian wheat aphid)
Lineage: Eukaryota; Metazoa; Arthropoda; Insecta; Hemiptera; Aphididae
Molecular function (GO): DNA binding; protein binding
Source: RefSeq, a predicted model, not a curated record